AUGGAUAAAAUUAAUUUCACUAUAAACGGUAUAUCGUAUAGCCUGUGCGGUGCCGAAAUAGGCUCCAACACGACAUUAAACGAAUUUAUACGAGACACCCUGCAGCUGCACGGCACCAAGCGCAUGUGUUUUGAGGGCGGGUGCGGCGCAUGCGUCGUCUCUGUCACCCAAACGCAUCCAGUCACCAAGGAGAAGAACACCUUCUCUGUUAACUCUUGUCUCGUUCAUGUCCUAUCAUGUCACGAUUGGGAGAUCACCACGGUGGAGGGGGGGAACCGCAAGGAUGGCUAUCAUCCAAUACAGAAACAGCUAGCUGCCUUCAACGGAACCCAGUGUGGGUAUUGCACCAGCGGAUGGGUGAUGAAUAUGUACAGUUUAUACCAAAGUAUACCUGAACAACUUACUAAACAACAAUUGGAAGACUUGUUUGGUGGUAAUUUGUGUCGUUGUACAGGCUACAGGGCAAUCCUAGAUGCACUUAUGACCUUUGCUAUCGAUGCAGACCCAACUCUGAAGAACAAAGUGCAGGACAUAGACGGCCUGACCAGUUCACCGUGUGACAGAAAAUGCAGCCGCAAAUGCAGCGAGUCUGAUUGGUGUCUCAUACACAAAACUCCGCAAAGGAUGAUGAUGAUGGCAACAACUGAAGGUCGAUGGUACAAGGCAUUCUCGAUUGAAGAUGUCAUUCAGAUUUGGAAACGCGACGGUAUCGAUAGUUAUAGACUGGUAUCUGGUAAUACUGGGCAAGGGGUAUAUCGAGAUACAACAGAGCCAAGGGUCUUCAUAGAUAUAUCGACAAUAGACACCCUUAAGAGUUAUUUCUUAGAUGUCAACCUGGUCAUCGGAGCUGGCAUGUCACUUACAGAAUUGAUGAAGGUCUUUCAAAGUUAUAGCUGCAGCGAAGAUUUCAAAUAUCUUGACACGUUUUAUAAGCACUUGGAUUUGGUUGCGCAUGUGCCAGUUCGAAAUAUCGGUAGCAUCGCUGGCAAUAUAGCCAUGAAGAAUGCACACCCUGAGUUCCCUUCCGACGUGUUCCUUCUCCUGAGAACCGUUGGAGCUACUAUUACUUUAGUAAACACAAACUUGAAAAAAACGGAGUUAAAUAUGGAAGAUUUCGUAAAUACGGACCUUCGAGGUAACUUAAUUACAAACGUAAAACUACCUCCACUUGCGGCAGAUAACCUAAUAAGGACUUAUAAGAUUAUGCCACGUGCCCAAAACGCUCACGCUAUAGUCAACGCUGGAUUCCUGUUCACAGUAGACUCGGCCCAAAAAGUCGAAUCUGCGAAUAUAGUUUACGGCAACAUAAGUUCUACAUUCAUCAAUGCUAAGGCCACAGAGGCCGCUCUGGUUGGUUUAGAGUUAUUCAAUGAUGAUACUCUGAAGACAGCGUUGAAAAAAUUGGAUGAAGAAAUAAUACCUGUGAACAUGCCUCCAGAGUCCUCGCCGUCUUGCAGAAAGGAUAUUGCUUUAGGGUUGUUUUAUAAGGCGAUGCUUUCUCUAGCUCCAUCAGUGAAUCCCCGAUACAAAUCUGGCGGCACGAUUCUGGAGCGCGCCGUGUCGCACGGCACCCAAGUGUACGACACAGAUAAAUCGCUGUGGCCCUUAAAUAAAGCAAUGCCGAAGGUUGAAGCUCUAAAGCAGUGUGCUGGCGAAGUUAAGUACGCGUGUGAUCUACCUUUGGAGCCGCAAGCUGUUCAUGUAGCCUUUGUAUUAUCCACCAUUUCUUUGGGAGAAAUCGUGAACAUCGACGCAACAGAAGCUCUGAAAGUUCCGGGCGUCGUGGCGUUCUACACAGCUGCAGACAUCCCCGGCAAGAACUCAUUUACAUCACUCGACGUGCCCAACAUGGUAGCCGAGGAAGAAAUAUUUGCCUCCAAAGAGAUAAAAUACUACGGGCAACCAAUAGGUGUGAUUGCAGCUACGACUCAUCGAAUAGCAAUCUCAGCAGUAGGGCUUGUGAAGGUCACAUACAAAGAGUCGACAGUGACGCCAGUGUUGAGUGUUAAGGAGGCUUUGGCUGCGCCCGAUAAGGAUCUUAGGGUUCGUGAAGAUGUAACACACACUCCAACAAGAAGAGGUGCAGACAUAAAGCACGUGAUCAAGGGUAGUUUCACGGUGCCUUCCCAGUAUCACUUCACGAUGGAGACGCAGUGCUGCACCGUCAGCUACUCCUCCACUGCGCUCGUGGUCAGGUCCUCUACGCAGUGGAUGGACAUCGUCAAUGUGGCUAUAGCACGGGCUUUAAAUAUAAAUGAAAAUGAGGUAGUAGUGGUAGUGCCGCGGCUUGGCGGGGCGUACGGCGCAAAGGCGUCGCGCUCUUCACUGGUGGCGUGCGCGUGCGCACUAGUUGCGCACAAGCUGAACCGCAGCGCGAUGCUUGUCAUGCCACUUACAACCAACAUGACGGCGCUUGGCAAAAGACAGCAGUGCGAGUGCUAUUAUGAGGCCGGCGUCAACGACGAGGGUGUGAUCCAGUACCUAGACGUACAAUACUAUUCAGACUGCGGGUACAACUACAACGAUACAUCAACUAGCGAGCUAGGGAACUCUUUGACUAAUCUAUACGACAGUUCUACUUGGAACGUCAAGGGUUACAGCGUUCUCACCGAUAUGGCUGGAGCUACUUGGUGUAGGGGACCAGGCACAACAGAAGGCAUUGCGAUAGCAGAACAAAUCAUGGAGCACAUAGCAAACGCGACUGGCAAAGACUCGGCUGACGUCAGAACAGCCAACAUUGCGACACCAGUUAGCGUAGUCAAGGACAUGGUCACCACAUUUAAAGAAGAGAUUGAUUAUGUCAACAGGAAAACUGCUAUAGAUACAUUUAAUAGUGAGAAUGCUUGGAAGAAGAAGGCAUUGAGUCUAUCGGCUAUGGCAUGGCCUUUAAAAUAUUCCUGGAACUUCCCUGUAACAGUAUCUGUGUACCAAGCAGACGGUACGGUAGCUAUAUCUCAAGGUGGUAUCGAAGUAGGACAAGGAAUCAACACCAAAGUUGCCCAAGUCUGUGCUUAUACUCUUAACAUACCACUUAAUAAAGUCGUGGUGCAUGGCAGUGACAGCUUUGUUUCUCCAAACACGAUGGUUACUAAUGGCAGUAUGACGAGUGACCUCGUAGCCUACGCUACUGUCAAGGCUUGUAAAGAACUGCUGAGGAGAUUCGAAGAUGUUAAAAAGGAUCUGACCGAGCCCACUUGGGAGGAGGUCGUUAAGGCUGCUUUUAAUAAAGGAAUAAACUUACAAGCAUCACACAUGACGUCUCCUCUCGAUGGACUAGUAGACUACGACGUAUAUGGAGUAUGCGUAUCAGAAGUGGAACUAGACGUUCUCACUGGAAACCACAUCCUCACCAGAGUUGAUCUGCUAGAAGACACGGGGAUCAGCUUAAAUCCUGAGAUUGAUGUUGGACAGAUCGAAGGCGCCUUCAUAAUGGGCGUCGGUUUGUGGACAUCUGAAAAUCUGAUCUACGAUUCUACGGGCAAUCUGCUGACCAACAGAACUUGGACAUACAAGCCUCCUUGUGCCAAAGAUAUUCCUGUGGACUUCAGGGUGUAUUUUAGAAGAAAUGCACCAAAUCCUGCUGGUGUUUUGAGGUCAAAAGCGACUGGUGAGCCCGCGUUGACGCUAGCGGUGGGGGUGUCACACGCGCUGCGGAAAGCGAUCCUCGAGGCGCGCAAGGAGUUCGGAUACAACGACACCGAGUGGCUGCAUAUUGAUACGCCGUUGACCGUCGACAACAUCAUGAAAGCGCUAUCUAUUAAAUAUGAUAAAUUUAAACUAUCUUAGGGGCAGGUAAUAGUUAUGACUAAAAAGGGAACUAUUGAAAAUAACAUAUGGAACGGUUUUAUAUUUUAUUUUAAUAUAAUCUAAAAUACCUUAGAAUAUGGACCAAUACAUUGCUAUAUUGUAAAGUACAGCCAGCCUCAAAUUAAUGAAUGAGUAGAUAAAAAUCAAAUGUAUGUAUUGCGAAGUAAUAUAUGGAACCUUUCUUUCGACUUAUAAAUAGAUUAAUUUGAGGUUGAGCGUACAUUAAUAUACAUUUAUAUGUAAAAAUAUAUUUCCAAGAUGUUUUUAUUGAA
Manduca sexta (tobacco hornworm) is the source of this 4079-nucleotide messenger RNA. RefSeq names its product xanthine dehydrogenase 1-like. NCBI's taxonomy places the organism in Eukaryota, Metazoa, Arthropoda, Insecta, Lepidoptera, Sphingidae. Gene Ontology annotation, molecular function: oxidoreductase activity; iron ion binding; 2 iron, 2 sulfur cluster binding. The record is from RefSeq and is a predicted model, not a curated record.